AUGGCCUUCAACCCCUACUCAGACAACACAGGCUACAGCCAAGGCGGCUUUGAUAACAACAGCCAUAACAAUGACUCUCAAUUUGGAGGAAGUCAGGGAAAACCAAGUUAUACCAAACAAACCCUAGUUCCGGUAACUAUCAAAAUGUUGAAUGAGGCGUCUGUUGAGGGAGGACAGGAUGGUAAUUUUAUCUGGAAUGGUGUUGAAAUGGUGUAUGUGCGAUUUAUUGGAGUCAUUAGGGAAAUCGAUUCGAGUAACCCAGCUCACUCAAUGUAUAAACUGGAAGAUGGUACUGAAACUAUAGGUGUUCGAGUUUGGAACACUGACGCAGAUAUUGACCAAAUGGAACAUGAAAAUGAUUCAGAAUCUGGCUUCCAAAAACCAAAGCUAUCAAAGGAUGAUUAUGUUGAAGUGGUCGCUACAGUCAAAGAGUUCAAUAGUAAGAUCCAGAUUCAAGCACAGAGAAUGUCAAAGAUAGUGGAUUUUAAUAUGAUUCCGUAUCAUUUACUCAAUGUUGCGAAAAACUAUGUUAUGGUUCAAAAUGGAGGACCUCUUGCUAAUACAGGCAUUGCAUCUUCAUCUGCAGGUGCUGAUGCUUCCAGCUCGUUGUUUGUCAAAGAAGACGAAGCAUCUAGCUCGUUACCUAUUGCAAAACAAAUUCAUGCGUUCCUAAAGAAACAUGGUCAGACCAUGACAGAUGGUAUUCCAAUCCAAUAUAUAGUUCAAGAGACUAACUUUUCUAAAGAGCAGGUCGAACAAGCUAUGUCUGAACUGCUCGAUGAUGGUGCUGCUUUUUCCACAACUGAUGAUAACCAAUUCUUAGCUUUAUGA
Messenger RNA from Pichia kudriavzevii, 831 nucleotides. RefSeq lists its product as uncharacterized. The record is from RefSeq and is a predicted model, not a curated record. Gene Ontology annotation, biological process: double-strand break repair via homologous recombination; DNA replication; nucleotide-excision repair. NCBI's taxonomy places the organism in Eukaryota, Fungi, Ascomycota, Pichiomycetes, Pichiales, Pichiaceae. Gene Ontology annotation, cellular component: site of double-strand break; chromosome, telomeric region; DNA replication factor A complex. The transcript has a single exon. Bases 1 to 831 code for a protein of 276 amino acids. Gene Ontology annotation, molecular function: nucleic acid binding.